UAUCCUGUCUGACCUCAUCUCAUUUAAUCUACUCUUAUCCUGUUUUAUAUUAUCUUGUCUUAGUUAUCUGAUCUUAUCUUAUCCAGAAUAAGAAAAGUCUCUACAUUUCUCUCUUGCAGAUGUCAGUUUAUGGCCUAGUGGAGACAGAGUGGCUUGUUUUAAACAUGAAGGGUCUGGAACAUUUGUCCAUACGGGACAAAGUGAGGAUUAUGUCUGCACUCUGCUCUGCACUGCUCCAUGUGUAGCACCGUUUGCAGUUUACCUAACAUGACUGCAGAAACACAGUGUGCCCGGCUGAGUGCAGUGAGGUGUGGAGGCAGACGCCAGUCUGAUGGGCCGGGGUGAUGAUGACUGGGAGGCGCCUGCCCUCUCAUUUACCCCCCGUUUCCUCCACACCUCUUUGUUUACACCUACAGGCCGAUCAAGUCCCGACAGACGGAGGAGCAGCUCCUCAGACCUCCCUCUUGUCUCUGCGGAUCAACCAACAUGAGUGUCUUGCUGCUCAGCCUCGUUGUGCUCUGUGGAGCCUCUGACACCGUGGUUCCAGUCCAGCUGGGGCCGCCGUCUCUCGGCUUCAGCUCGUCGGUGCGCUCGGUGUGUAAACCCAUCCCCAGCACCCUGUCUCUGUGCCACGGGAUCGGCUACAGGCACAUGCGGGUCCCCAACCUGCUGGGCCACGACUCGCUGCGGGAGGCCCAGCAGCAGUCGGCGGCCUGGCUGCCGCUCGUCUCCAAGCUGUGCCACAAGGACACCAAGAAGUUCCUGUGCUCGCUGUUCGCCCCGGUGUGUCUGCCGGAGCUCUCCGGGCCCGUCAGCCCCUGCAGGAGCCUGUGCGAGGCCGUGCGUGACGGCUGCGUGCCCGUGAUGAGCGCGUUCGGGUUCCCGUGGCCCGAGAUGUUCAACUGCAGCCGGUUCCCGCGCGCGACCGAGCUGUGUAUCCCGGCAACCGGAGAGCGCGAGGGGCGGACCGAGGAGGAGGUGAAGCACGAGGAGGCGCUGAAAGGGAGUGUUAUCUGUGACGCCUGUAGUCUGGCUGCUGAAGGAGAAACAGACAUCCAGGAAAACUUCUGCCACAGUCCAUUUGCGUUUAAGAUGCGUCUGGGCAGUGUGUCGACGGUGGGAGGGGACCGUCAGCUGGUGCCGACGGCCCGCAGCCGCAUCCUGAGGUGGGCAGGGGGAGGAGCGGAGAGGGCAGAAGGGGUCGGAGGUGCCAUGGCACACAAUGCUUUGUGGUUGCAAGAAGGAGGCACCUGUACGUGUCCUGGCUUAGAUUCUGCAGGAACAAACCAAGACCAGCAGGUAGAAGAGGAACAGAUGGAUAAAGGACAAGCUAAAGGAGGGAAGGAAGGUGGAUGGUACCUGGCCCUGUCUCAGGCUGAGGAGGGAAGGCUGGUGCUGACUCGGCUGGUGAGGUGGACCAAAGGGGACAAGGAGUUGAAGAAGUUUAUCAGAGCUCUCCUCAAACAGUCCUGUCCUGAGCUGUAGAGUCAGUUCCGCACCAAAUCUGUCAUAUUCGUUUAGACUACUUUAAAACCAUUAAAGAUGCAUUUAAUCUGUGGAUUACUGACUGAAUCCAUAUUAUCUCAGAUACACAUUGAAUAUUAAAGGUUUCUAGACAUAUUUGUUACCGGAAAAAAAACACCUGAUGAAACCACAGUUAGGUCCACUAGAUCCAGAUUUUUAUUUGGAUCUGCAUCAAAUUAUACUCACUCAUCAAUGUCUGUCUCCCUUCAAUCAGAAUUUAAAAGGUUCCUUUUUUGGCCCAUGUCCCAUUUUCAUGUUGAAAUUUUUCUUUUCUUAAUCCUGCUGAAAUGAAACAAACUAUACCUCCUUGGCAGAGGCUAUAGUUCCUAAAUAACAUAACUUAAGAACAGGUUUAUAGAAAACAUGUAAAUAAAACAGUGUUGAAAGUUCGUAGACAUCCGUAAAUGUGCAUACAGGCUACUUUCUUGAUGAAUUGUUAUUAUGCUACGAGUCACAUAAUCAACUAGAAUGGCACUCAGUAGAGAGCAACCCUCUGCAGAGGCCCAACAGUCCCCUUAAAUUCUAAAAUGUGUGUAUUUUUUCUUGUAUUUUUGUGUAAAUUUGUGUAUAUAGAAGAGACCAAAGGGUUUUGGUACAAGACAGAUCUCAUUACGUUUUCUAUUCAUCAUACACAAGGUGUAGCAGUGUAACUGCUACUUCUGUAAUGUUAAAAUAGUUUUUUUUACACUGUACUACCUAUACUAUCACAACAAUGUAAUAAUUUUAUACUCAAGUAUGUUUUGACUCUUAUUUUAUAAUUUGUUUCACUGCAGCAGAAAGACAAAUGGGGUUUUAUCAUGUUGGGAUGCUUUAAACUCAGGUCACAAUAUGAGAAGCACUGAAAAUACAGGCAGGACAGUGUGAUGGGAACAAUAAAUCAUUUAAAUUUG
Molecule: messenger RNA, 2414 nt
Organism: Paralichthys olivaceus (Japanese flounder)
Lineage: Eukaryota; Metazoa; Chordata; Actinopteri; Pleuronectiformes; Paralichthyidae
Gene: sfrp2l
Product: secreted frizzled-related protein 2 like
Biological process (GO): canonical Wnt signaling pathway; non-canonical Wnt signaling pathway
Molecular function (GO): Wnt-protein binding
Source: RefSeq, a predicted model, not a curated record